This is a messenger RNA of Lolium rigidum, 2073 nucleotides long. RefSeq names its product F-box/LRR-repeat protein 14-like. Gene Ontology annotation, molecular function: protein binding. Gene Ontology annotation, cellular component: SCF ubiquitin ligase complex. The coding region runs from base 207 to 1661 and encodes 484 amino acids. Gene Ontology annotation, biological process: SCF-dependent proteasomal ubiquitin-dependent protein catabolic process. Lineage: Eukaryota; Viridiplantae; Streptophyta; Magnoliopsida; Poales; Poaceae. The record is from RefSeq and is a predicted model, not a curated record. The transcript has a single exon.
UAAGGUGCUAGUACUUUAAUUAAUCUCCAUUCUCACGAAGAAAACACAAGUUUUGGAUGGAUACAGUAAAUGCUCAAAGUUCAGCAGUAUAUUCUUCAUAAUGAGUUUUGCCAGUGUGAUCUCCAGCUUCUCAUAAGUUUUAGUCCAGCUCUUGGGUUGUUUUCUUAACCUUGAUAUUACCUGACUGGUACAGCUGAAUUUGUCAAAUGGAGGACCUACCAGAGGCUCUGGUGGCAGAGAUUCUCAAGAAGAUCACCAGGACCAGUGAUCUGAACUCGCUUUCCCUUGUGUCAAAGCAGCUCUACAAGAUGGAGGGGAAUCAAAGGGGUGCUAUCCGUGUUGGUUCCGGUCUUUGCACUGCUACAAAAGCACUGAAAUCAUUGUGCGCCCGGUUCCCAAAUUUGUGGAAAGUGGAAAUCGAUUACUCUGGUUGGAUACCUAGACAUGGAAAGCAGUUGAACAACAAAGGCCUUUUUGUGUUUUCAUCUCACUGUUCCUCGCUGACUGACCUCACCUUAAGCUUCUGCUCAUACAUUGAUGACUCUGGGCUUCGUUGCUUAGCUUACUGCAAGACAUUGGUGUCUCUCAGGCUGAAAUCCGCACCAGAAAUAACUUCAAUUGGGCUUUUCUCGGUUGCAGUUGGUUGCACGAGCCUAUCUGCUCUUCACCUUAUUGAUUGCAAGAAAAUCGACAGUGUAAAGUGGCUGGAAUACCUUGGUAGGGAUGGAUCGUUGGAAGAGCUUGUAGUGAAAUAUUGCAAAGGAAUCAAACAUCAUGACCUCCUAAAGUUUGGUUCAGGAUGGAUGAAGCUCCAGAAGUUUGAGUUUCAGGGGAAUGGAGGAAUAUAUGGUCUUUGUCAAGGUGAUGUAGUCUAUGACUCCUCGUACGAUGCUCACAGCAAGAAUAUAUAUGAUUUCUGCUGUGAGAGUUUGAGGGAUUUAAGGUUGGCACAUAUUAAAACUUGGCCAGAAGUAGGUUUGCGUGCUGUCCUAGGGAAGUGUAAAGCAUUGGAGAAGCUUCGCCUUCAGUAUGUUCAUGCCCUGAAUGACAAUGACUUGAUUGCAUUAUCCCGGAGCUGUAGCAACCUUAAAAGCAUCUCACUUUGGCUCAACCUUCAGCGCUACUCUAGUGAUGUGAGAUAUUGUGAAACCAGGACAUCAUUUACUGAUAACAGCCUUUAUGCUCUAGCCCUAAACUGUCGUAUGCUUCAGACCGUAGACCUCAGAUUUACUGGAUGUGCUUCUGACUGGCCAUCAGAAAUAGGCUUCACACAAAAGGGUUUUCUGGUGCUCAUUCAGUCCUGUCCCAUCCGUGUUCUCGUGCUAAAUACUGCCAACUUCUUUGAUGACGAGGGGAUGAAGGCCCUGUCAUCCUCACCAUGUCUGGAGACACUUGAACUUAUGAUGUGUGAAGCGGUAACUGAUGUUGGGAUGCGCUUCAUUGCACACACCCCAUGCUUGAGUAGUCUCACACUUCGGUUGUGUCAUGAGGUGACUGAUGUUGGAGUGGCUGAACUGGGACAUGCACAUAAGUUAGAGAAUUUGGUCAUUGAUUGUUGUAGUAAGGUCUCUCUGCAAGCUGCGCAGGGCGUUACCAAGUUAGUUCACUACUCCAGAAACAUUUCAGAUGCCUUUAUGACAGUUGGUUUGAAGGAUUGUUGAUGAAGUGGUCCCCAAAAUUUUCAGUAUAAAUUUGCUGCUGAAACCAUUAAGUUGUUAAGUGUUCCCCAUUGGACAAGGAUGUGCAUCAUCCGACCCAGAUUCACUUCUCCGAACUUUCUAUUGCCUUCUACCUUUACCGCAAUGAUUCUCCUGUAUGACAGUCUACUGAUGAACUUUGGAAUGCAUCUGAUGAAUGCAACUUUAAUAACCACCACUUGUGUACUUUGUACUUUUGUAAUUCUUGUUGCUUAAUUUCUACUCUCUGUAGUCGUUUUGGAAUCCGCAUAAAUCGGCACCAGCAUUUCCUGUUUUGGCUGUGGAUGCAGUAUAUGACUGUGGGUUUUUAUUGUUUCUAUUCUCUAAGCAAAUGUCAUAACCUUUUUCUUUUGUUACGGAAGUUAUUUUCAAGUCU